Ambispora gerdemannii is the source of this 678-nucleotide messenger RNA. Lineage: Eukaryota; Fungi; Glomeromycota; Glomeromycetes; Archaeosporales; Ambisporaceae. The record is from the annotation of a GenBank genome assembly.
AUGGAAGAUUUGUUAUUCUGGAUAAGAUCACCUACAAAAACCGAAUCAGGUGCUGCUUAUAGUGCACUAACAACACCUUUUCCAUCCCCACUUAAACCAACCACGACGAUCGCUGCUGUUACCAAUGCUAAUGGUGGUUCUGCUCGCCGAACAUACAAUCACAUUGUUCAUUUUACGCAACAACAAAAUAAUAAACAAGAUGAAUAUGAUGGCUUUGUAGAGAGGGAAGACCAGUGUGUAUAUCAGGGCAAAGGCGACGAUGAUUCUUUUGAUUCUUUCUUUAAUGACGAGGAGGAAGAAGAAAUUCCAAGUCCAACACCAUUAUCCAGAUUUGCAAAAGGAAAAUUUAAGGCAAUCGAUAUUAAUCAAAGAAAUGAGUAUGAUUUUACUGCCGCUGCCAUUGAACAGUCACAAGUAGUAACAACAACAUCAUCGGAAGAUGAUAUGUUUGAGCAUGAUAUCGGUGAAAGUGCAAAAAUACAACAUCGGUAUCUCGAAUUACCAUCAUCUAAACUAAAACUUAUGAACGCGCGAGAACUGUACUUUGCUGCUCGGGAAGAGGAAGCGGAGCGUCGAAAAAUUGAGGAGAUUAUAAUACAGGAGGAUCUAGAACGCUUACAUGAGUUUAGUUUUUUGGAGUUGGUCGAGUGGGUUUGGGAUUAUUAUUCGUUGGAAUGA